AAUACGUAAUGAUGAGCCAACGAUAUGACCAGCGGCCCUGGAGGAGGUGGUGGACCCGGGGGCGGUGGGCAGCAAGCGCAGCAGCAACAACAGCAGCUUAACAACGGCAACAGUAGCGGCAGCGCAGCAGCAACAACAACAACAACAACAACAGUGAACAGCAGCAAUAUAUCAACAGUAGCAACAACAUCAACUGGAGCAGCGACUUCAACAGCUGGCAGCAAUUUACAGCGACGCAUUCUACGCGGUCAUGCCGCUCAAACAACCAACGGCGAACGCGUAUUGCUUAUAAAUUAUGUGCCACAAACAGCAACAGCGUCAGCAGCAGCAGCAACAGCAACACACACUACUAACAGCAGCAGCAGCAGUUCACAUCAGUUGCCCACACGCAAAAUACUUCAGGCCAGAGCAGCAGCAGCAACAGCGUCAGCUGCAACAGCAACGAGCGUAGCAACAACACCCAACGUAUCCUUUGCUGGCCUUGGCUCUGAGGUGACCGUAACGCUAACACGCACCAAUCAGCGCGCCAGCGUUACCAAUGUCACAUCCGCCGGUCAUAUUGUACGGAAUCAGCAAACAGUUUAUCAGACGACGACCACAGCAGCAGCAGCAGCAACCACCACAGCAACUAGCAACACAAUUAUGCACGAGCCUGUGCAACAUAUAGCGGCAACACCCACAACACCGCCGCCGCUGCGCUGGCAACAGCAACAGGAAUAUACACAAGAGCAACAGCAUAUUAUAAUAGAUCAUCAUCAGCAGCAGCAGCAACAACAACAGCAGCAGCAGCAACAGGAUGUAGAUGAUCAGUUAAUAGAAUAUGAUGAUAGCGAGGCUAUUAUGGAGGAGCAACAUCACCAGCAGCAGCAAUACCAUCAACAUCAGCAAUUAGAGCUGCAGGAUGAAAUGCAGGAACAUGAUCCACAGCAGCAUCAUGAUGUGCAGGAAGUUUAUCUGCAGUAGUAACAAUGUUAUAUCUAAUCUAUAUACAUGUAUGUGUAGCUGUUAGUAAUUUGUAAGUUUUAAAAACAUUUUCACACACAAUUUACAAUUUACAAUAUGUAGUAAUUAUCCAAACAAUUGACAGAAUCAAUGUAAACUCUAUAACUUAAUCGAUACCGAUGUAUAGCGUGCUGAAGCUCUUAGAAUUUCUUAGUUUCCUCAAACACCCCCCCCAUUUGUAUUGUAUAUACAUAAAAUAAAUAUUAUUA
This is a messenger RNA of Drosophila busckii, 1211 nucleotides long. RefSeq names its product AF4/FMR2 family member 4. The transcript has a single exon. The record is from RefSeq and is a predicted model, not a curated record. Bases 25 to 963 code for a protein of 312 amino acids. Lineage: Eukaryota; Metazoa; Arthropoda; Insecta; Diptera; Drosophilidae.